GUACUACUACGUGCACGCCAACCUUUUUAUCACAGAGCCCCAGUGCUCGGUGCUCCCCUCUCCCCACCACCAACACCACCACCACCACCACUACUACCCCUCUUCUUCUACCUAGCUAGCUCGUUUCCAUCCAUCACUAAUCUAGCUAGCUAGCUCGAUCAGCUCUGUUCCCUCACUUCCCUGCUUAUAUACACGCCCCCCAUGUGUGCUUCCUUCCAUCCCAUGUGUCCUAGGUUAGCUAGCUGAUCGAUUAGCCUCGUCAGCUACAAGUGAUCGAUCGAUCGAUGUCGUGGUGGAUGCGGCAAAGAGGAGUGAGAAGCCAACCCAAGAUGAUGAUGGCGGUGAGAGGUUGCUGCUGCCGGGAGGUGGUCGUGGCGCGAGCCGUGUGAUUGCCUGCUCCUCCUCCGAUCCUGUGUGUGCAUGCGUCUCCGUGCACGGCGAGGAUGUGCGCCGGCUGCCGUGUCGCCGCCGCCGCCGGAGUCUCGUCGUGAGAGAAGCAAAAGAUCGAACACGUUGUGUGCGUGUGUGCGCGCGCCUAGCUGAAGCUCAGUUUCUUUGGUUGGAGUUGAAGCCGGCCGGCUAGCUAGCUGGCCAUGUGGAGCGUGGCGUCGCUCGUCCGGCAGGGGCUGCGGUGGCGGCGGCGGCGGCGGAGGAGGACGGCGCGGGUGGUGGACGAGAGCGCGCUCGCGGCGGCGGAUGGUGGCGACGCCGCCGCGCCUGCAGGUGGCGGCGGCGACGCGGCGGCGGUGGCGGUGGUGCCGAUGGCGAGCGUGGGCGCCGCGCUUGCCAGGGCGCUGCUGGCGCUGGCGUGCACCAUCCGCUUCGACGGCGAGGACGGCGGCGCCGGCGCGACGGAGGAGGCGUGGGCGGCCAGCGGGUGGCGGCCGCGCGCCGACGAGGUCAGCCACCUCAUGGUGCGGGAGAGCAUGCGCUACGCCAUCUACGCGUAGCCACAGUAGAUUAAUUAAGUAACUUAAUUACUAGGAGAGGUUAAUUAAUUAAGCACGUAUAUAUAAUUAUAUAUACAUGGAGCAUAUGUAUUUGUGUACGGUUUGGUAGGGUACGUGAUCGUAUACGUAUGUAGGUUGUGAUGCUGUAUAGUACAUCACUGUAUAGAGUACGCGUGAUGCAUCUUGGAUGUACGUGUAGGUCACUACUACUGCUACUACAAGCGCCAUGGUUCGUGACUGGUUUGUCUUGCCUAUGUGACAUUCUGAGUGAUUCAUGAUGUGUUCCUCUUUUGGUUUUUGGUUUUUGGCUCUUAAAUCUUUUAAACAUUUUGGUGAUGUUUGCGUGUGGUA
Molecule: messenger RNA, 1301 nt
Organism: Oryza sativa Japonica Group (Japanese rice)
Lineage: Eukaryota; Viridiplantae; Streptophyta; Magnoliopsida; Poales; Poaceae
Source: RefSeq, a predicted model, not a curated record